Messenger RNA from Pelobates fuscus (common spadefoot toad), 2207 nucleotides. It is a transcript of the gene MID1IP1, whose product is annotated as MID1 interacting protein 1. The transcript has a single exon. Gene Ontology annotation, cellular component: cytosol. NCBI's taxonomy places the organism in Eukaryota, Metazoa, Chordata, Amphibia, Anura, Pelobatidae. Bases 588 to 1049 code for a protein of 153 amino acids. The record is from RefSeq and is a predicted model, not a curated record. Gene Ontology annotation, biological process: regulation of lipid biosynthetic process.
UAGCUCUACACAAGCCAGUGUUACCAGCGAACAUUGAAGAUUCCAUGAACCGGCUUUUUCCUGCUUUACUGCAAGGGGCAGGCUCCACUAGCAGCUACACCUUUUUUCUCCCUUCCAUGAGUAUAUAUAGUGAUCUUACCAUCAAAAGAAGCCGGAUCCAUGUGUCACACUGAUUGUGGGUGAAAUACAGACUGCCUAUAGGAGACUGCUGAAAAAAAUCCAGUGAUUUACACUGCAAAGUAUCAAGACUUUGUAUUGCACAGCAGGAAUUAAUUAAUUGCCUGUGCAUAAAAACGAGCAUAUUAUCCUAGUGCAGGUAUCACUGCUCUGAACCCUGUGAGUGGAUGUGGAAAGCUAAACCUGUGGUCACUGGAAAUAGCAUACAGAAGAUGAGCUGUGGGAAAGGCUGAUCUAAAUCAGCUUACUUUGUGUAUUAAUCAGUAAUUCCCAUCUACAAGCGAGCUGAGUGAGUGCUCCUAGCUGUCAUUUUGUGGAAGCAGAAAACUGUUACAGUUGCUUGGAAAAAGAAGAGAUUUCACUCUCAACGUUCCAUUCCGCCCAGGCAAGAUAUCCAGCAAUUUGCCAAUAUGAUGCAAAUAUCAGAUAGUUACAAUCAAAAGAACUCUUUGUUCAAUGCCAUGAACAGGUUUAUUGGGGCGGUCAACAAUAUGGACCAGACAGUGAUGGUGCCCAGCUUGCUGAGGGACGUCCAUCUGGAGAUGGAGGAGAAGGAAGAGGUCCUCAACCACAGCAAUGGAGCUGCUAACUACUGCAGCAGGAGAGACAUGCACGGCUACUACAUCCUGCUGAAAUCCAUCAGAAAUGACAUUGAAUGGGGGGUCAUCCAGGGAGAGGACAGGAAAAAGGACAAGCUGACCAACAUGGACAUUGCCAGGCUGGAAGAUGCAGACAGAGAAGAAGACCUGGAGAAGCAGUUCCACUACCACCUCAGUGGACUUCACACUGUCCUUAGCAAACUGACCAGGAAAGCUAAUGUCCUCACUAACAGAUAUAAAGAGGAGAUUGGAUUUGGAAGCUGGGGACAUUGACAUCUCAGACUGUACUAAUCAUUAUUAUUUUAUUGUUUUAUUUUUUUAUUUUUUGGAGGAAUGGGAAGUAGAUUUUUUUUAAUUUUAUUAUUAUUUCUUUGUCCAUGCUCCCUGUUUGUUUGCUUUGGGUGUGCCAUAGGGUGAAGGUGGGGAUAGUAACAGCGUGGCUAGGAGAUCAUGUCAGAGUAAGAGGAUUUGAAAUCUGUUUAAACCCUUUUUUCCGCUUUUAAACGCACAGAGAUGGUUAGGAGGAGAGGGGGAGGAUUGAAAAUACUGUAUGACAGCAACACAAUUUCCCUUACACUCCUCCAGAGUUUGUCAUUGUUAGGAUAUGCUUGUGCAGUGACUAAGAGUCCCUGCACCUUGCACACUGGUUAACCUUUUCGCUGACAAGGAGCCAGCACUGUAGAAGGACAAUGAAUAGAAUUAGAUUUGGAGGAUUAUUUUUCCAGCCUGCAGAAGUAUAGCCUUUGUCUUCCUUCUUGCUAGGCUCUGUCAGCCAUGCUUGCUUUCUGCAAUGUUUUAUUGGAGGAGGCAUUGAAAGGAUUAACAAUGCUUACAAAUAAUAACAGAUGCACCAUGCUUCAAUCUUUAGCCAAAGCUAAUGAGGUCAGAUCUGGCCCUUUUAGGAGGUAAAGCAUAGGCUUUUAAAUUUCUGGGGUGUCUGAAUUAAGGGGAUCUCAUGGGAUUGGGAGCACAGAUGUAGGGUGUGGUGGGAGACAUCCUGCUGAAAAUUGCAUUGGGCAGCCUUUCCUGUUUUGCACUAAUUUGUAUUUUUGUAACUAAAAACGUUGUAAAUAUGUAAAGCUUACUUUGCACUUGUCUUAGCCUUGCUUUGUAUGUAUGUUGCAAAAAGCCUCCAGACAGUGCUAGCUUCUGGAAGUGCAGCUUAACAUGUCUCUUUGUGUUUAAUCCAAGGCAGGAAUUAAAUAUUGUCUUGAGAUUGAGGCAGUUUAUUAGCCAAUGAUAACAGGACUUUCAUUGCUUCUAACCAUUUUGGAACUGAAUGAUGCAUCUAAGCAAAUGUUUCAUUUAGAUGUUGAAAGGUUCCUGUUGUAUGCAAAUGAAAUGAGAAAAAAAAAAGUACAGCUUUUUUUUUUAAUGUUGAUGUAUAUUUUAUUUUAAUAAAUCACAUAAAAUGUGUAUAAACUGAAAAAA